GAACUCGGCUCAUAACAAACAGUUUGCUCAAUAUUCAAGUGAACCUGAACCUCCAAUGUGGGCCUCCGUUGUUGUUCGACGGCCCUGAUCACGUGGUAGGAUUGGCGCAUGCGCGCGAUGGAGUGAAGACGCACACUGCCAUCACCCGGGUGUAGAGCAGGAAAGCUACGACCCGGUCGUGUUGCGCGCGGACCCCGCGGACACGGUUGUCGUCCCUCACGAGAAGCCCGAUGUCUGUGGCAAAUGCGAAACACACGGUCCUGAAUCCGGUGAUCCCAUACACAGGGCCCAUACCUGGAGGUAUUCACCCUGGGGAGAUCAUCAUCAUCCAGGGCACCGUGCCCCCGGAUGCUGACAGGUUUCAGGUCGACCUGUCGAGCGGCUGCAGCACCAAGCCGCGCUCCGACGUCGCCCUCCACUUCAGCCCUCGCUUCACAGGCUCGCCCAGCGUGGUGUGCAACUCCCUGCUGCAGGAGAGCUGGGGCGAAGAGGAGACGCUCCAUCAGCUGCCCUAUAAGCGCGGCGCGCCCUUCGAGACCAUCAUCCUGGUGCACGAAGACGGCUUCAAGGUGGCAGUAAAUGGAACUCACCUGCUGGAAUUUAAGCACAAAAUGCCACUCGACAGGGUGGACACGUUUUCUAUUUCUGGGAAAGUCACGGUGCACGCUAUUGGCUACAUCCCAAACUCGGCGAUAUAUUCAGAAUCAGGUGACUUGAGCCUCCCUUAUAAAGGCAGUGUCCUCAAAGGGCUGAGCCCCGGACACCACAUCACAAUCAAAGGGCAUGUCAGCAUGUACCCUCACAGUUUUACAGUGAACCUCCGCAGCAGCAGGACGGAUAACAUCGCCCUCCACCUCAACGCUCGCAUGAAGUCGUGCGCGUUCAUCAGGAACUCGUACCUGAGCGAAUCCUGGGGACAGGAGGAGCGCGAGCUGCCCUUCUUUCCCUUCUCGCCGGGGGACUACUUCGAGAUUCUCGUCCUCUGUCAGCCUCAUCAGUUCAAGCUGGCGGUGAACGGCUCCCACCUGUUUGAGUUCAGACACCGGGUGCAGGACCUGAGCAGCAUCGACCAGCUGGAGAUCAUGGGGGACCUGGAGCUCGAUGACGUGAAACUGUGGUGACUCGGGGACUCGACUUCCGCAGCGUUAGAUGCUGCUUUGUUCGGGUUAUCGAUGCUACAUUAGCUUAGCCACAAUGACCCAGAAAAUGGCCGAUUCUAUACUGACCUCAGGUCAGGUUAGGAUUUGCAGCAACCAUAGGUCACUGAUUUAAGCUCGUCUAGCAUUUUGGUGACCAAGGAGCAUAGACCGACCCUUCCAUGGAGUAUUGUGGUCCAUGUUUCCAGCCCCGGCUCCACGACUGAUGCAUGAGUUAGCCGUUGGAGCAUCAGGCCGUGAGGCGCCGCGAUUGUUUACAGCAACAGUUUCUUACACCGUCUCUCGUGAAUCUCUGCUGUGAUGCGCUCUUUAUGGACGGUAUAAUGAAACUGAAAAUAUUGUAAACGAUAAUAAGCAGUUGGCUUAGUUUAAAUGCCAUGACGGCAAAUACAAUGAACUCAAUUGAAGGGCUCCAAGGCCUGAUGACUUAUUUUUUUGUACAGAUAAAAAACUAAACGUUAACAUUUCUCAUUACUAAAUAAUUACUAUUUUGACGGGAAAUGGAAAACAUUUCUAAAUUGCUUUUCUUUUGAUCCAAUAGGACAUGCCUACUUAGGACACACCCACAUGUCUCUUUAUUUUACAUUCUGCUAUAAAGUCAGAAUCUUCUGGAUUCUUUAACAUAUGAAAGCGUCCUGUGCCCUUGACAUUUAAAUCAAUUUAACAUGAUGGUCAAAAGCGCAGUACAGGGUCAGUUUAAAAUAUUAUUUCAAUAACCUAGUGAAUGACAUGUUGCAAUCUGUAUGCAAGCUGUAGAAUAUAGUACAAUCCUGCAUCUGUGACCUUAUCCUGUCAAGGAAAAGAACAUAUGGGAUAUUUCUUUGUCAAUGUCUUUUUUUUGCAUUGUCUUAUUGUUGGAAAAUAUGUAUGAAAAAAACCUUUCCUAUGUAUCAUAAAUGAUUUAUUAACAAAUAAAUGUGUUGUCAUUCCACUGUUUCACAGAUGGCUUGACUUAAACCUGCA
Messenger RNA from Pseudoliparis swirei, 2120 nucleotides. RefSeq names its product galectin-8-like. NCBI's taxonomy places the organism in Eukaryota, Metazoa, Chordata, Actinopteri, Perciformes, Liparidae. Gene Ontology annotation, molecular function: carbohydrate binding. Bases 231 to 1121 code for a protein of 296 amino acids. The transcript has 8 exons. The record is from RefSeq and is a predicted model, not a curated record.